Callithrix jacchus (white-tufted-ear marmoset) is the source of this 3560-nucleotide messenger RNA. RefSeq names its product interphotoreceptor matrix proteoglycan 1 (gene IMPG1). Gene Ontology annotation, biological process: visual perception. The record is from RefSeq and is a predicted model, not a curated record. Lineage: Eukaryota; Metazoa; Chordata; Mammalia; Primates; Cebidae.
AAGCAGAGAUUACUCCUAAGGGAAAGACAAGCAGAUUAUCCCAGAAACAGACACUGCUACAUGUUCUUCAUAAAUUACCACCCUCAUAAAGGUAAACCAAGAAGGUUAUCCUCAAUCAGUGGGUAUCAAUAUUUAAUUAUUUUUCACUUUUCUGUUACUUUUUAAUGGGAUUUGAGGUUGUUCUGUGACUGUUAUCAGAAUUACCAAUGCACAAAAGCCAGAAUGUAUUUGGAAAUUAGAAGAGCUAUUUUUGUUUUUUGGAUUUUCCUCCAAGUUCAAGGAACCAAAGAUAUCUCCAUUAAAAUAUACCAUUCUGAAACUAAAGACAUAGACAAUGCCCCAAGAAAUGAAACAACUGAAAGUAUCGAAAAAAUGUACAAAAUGUCAACUCUGAGACGAAUAUUCGAUUUGGCAAAGCAUCGAACAAAAAGAUCCGCAUUUUUCCCAACCGGGGUUAAAGUCUGUCCACAGGAGUCCAUGAAACAGAUUUUAGCCAGUCUUCAAGCUUAUUAUAGAUUGAGAGUGUGUCAGGAAGCAGUAUGGGAAGCCUAUCGGAUCUUUCUGGAUCGCAUCCCUGACACGGGGGAAUAUCAGGACUGGGUCAGCAUCUGCCAGCAGGAGACCUUCUGCCUCUUUGACAUUGGAAAAAACUUUAGUAAUUCCCAGGAGCACCUGGAUCUUCUCCAGCAGAGAAUAAAAGAAAGAAGUUUCCCUGAGAGAAAAGAUGAAAUAUCCACAGAGAAGACAUUGGGAGAGGCUGGUGAAACCAUUGUGGUUUCAACAGAUGUUGCCAACGUCUCACUUGGGCCAUUCCCUCUCACUCCUGAUGAUGCACUCCUAAAUGAAAUUCUCGAUCGUACGCUCAACGACACCAAGAUGCCUACAACAGAAAGAGAAACAGAAAGUGUUUCUGAGGAGCAGAAAGUGGAGCUCAGCAUCUCUCUGGUAAACCAGAGGUUCAAGGCAGAGCUUGCUGACUCCCAGUCCCCAUAUUACCAGGAGCUAGCAGGAAAGUCCCAACUUCAGAUGCAAAAGGUAUUCAAGAAACUUCCAGGAUUCAAAAAAAUCCAUGUGUUAGGAUUUAGACCAAAGAAAGAAAAAGAUGGCUCAAGCUCCACAGAGAUGCAACUUACGGCCAUCUUUAAGAGACACAGUGCAGAAGCAAAAAGCCCUGCAAGUGACCUCCUGUCUUUUGAUUCCAACAAAAUUGAAAGUGAGGAAAUCCAUCAUGGGACCAUGGAGGAGGACAAGCAACCAGAAAUCUAUCUCACAGCUACAGAUCUCAAAAGGCUGAUCAGCAAAGCACUAGAGGAAGAACAGUCCUUGGAUGUGGGGACAAUUCAGUUCACUGAUGAAAUUGCGGGAUCACUGCCAGCCUUUGGUCCUGACACCCAAUCAGAGCUGCCCACAUCUUUUGCUGAGAUAUCAGAGGAUGCUACUUUGAGUCCAGAACUUCCUCUUGUUGAACCCCAGCUUGAAAUAGUGGAUGGCGCAGAGCAUGGUCUACCUGAUACUUCUUGGUCUCCACCUGCUAUGGCGUCUGCCUCUUUAUCAGAAACUCCACCUUUCUUUACGGCAUCAGGCAUCUUCUCUCUAACUGAUCAAGGCACUACAGAUAUAAUGGCCAUUGACCAGACAAUGCUCGUACCAGGGCUCAUCAUAGCCACCAGUGAUUAUUCUCCAAUCAGCCACCUGGCUCUGGGAAUUUCACAUCCACCUGCAUCUCCAGAUGACAGCAGGUCAAGUACAGGUGGUGAAGAUAUGGUCAGAGACCUAGAUGAAAUGGAUCUGUCUGACACUCCUGCCCCAUCUGAGGUACCAGAACUCAGUGAAUAUGUUUCUACCUCAGAUCAUUUCUUGGAGGAUACCACUCCUGUCUCAGCUUUACAGUAUAUCACCACUAGUUCUAUGACUAUUGCCCCCAAGGGCCGAGAGCUGGUAGUGUUCUUCAGUCUGCGAGUUGCUAACAUGGCCUUCUCCAACGACCUGUUCAACAAGAGCUCUCUGGAGUACAGAGCUCUGGAGCAACAAUUCACACAGCUGCUGGUUCCAUAUCUACGAUCCAAUCUUACAGGAUUUAAGCAACUUGAAAUACUUAACUUCAGAAAUGGGAGUGUGAUUGUGAAUAGCAAAAUGAAGUUUGCUAAGUCGGUGCCGUAUAACCUCACCAAGGCCGUGCAUGGGGUCUUAGAGGAUUUUCGUUCUGCUGCUGCCCAACAGCUCGAUCUGGAAAUAGACAGCUACUCUCUCAACAUUGAACCAGCUGAUCAAGCAGAUCCCUGCAAGUUCCUGGCCUGCGGCGAAUUUGCCCAGUGUGUAAAGAACGAGUGGACUGAGGAAGCAGAGUGUCGCUGCAAAGCAGGAUAUGAGAGCCAGGGGGCGCUGGACGGUCUAAACCCUGGCCUCUGUGGCCCUGGCACAAAGGAGUGUGAGGUCCUGCAGGGAAAGGGAGCUCCAUGCAGGUUGCCAGAUCACUCUGAAAAUCAAGCAUACAAAACUAGUGUUAAAAAGUUCCAAAAUCAACAAAAUAACAAGGUAAUCAGUAAAAGAAAUUCUGAAUUACUGCCCAUAGAAUACGAAGAAUUUAACCAUCAAGAUUGGGAAGGAAAUUAAGAACUGAAGAUUACCAUUUAGGCUGUCUCAAAGGAGAUGAUUUGCUUUCUCAAGGAAAGCAGAGGCAGGUAUAUUCACUGGUCAUCAAAAUCCAGGCAUAUAGUCAACACUGAGAAUCGGCACACACCAUAUUUCAAGUAUAGAAGAGUUAUGUAAUUGAAGACCAAUAAAUUCUGAAGCAAAAGACACUUAUUAAUUAAAACCCAAAAUGCAAUCAGUGAAAUAUAUUUUUACUAUUCUUGGAUGAUAGUCAACCAGGUUUGCUUCCAGCUUCCCUGAAAAUAUUACAGAUCAUUUGCAACAAGCACAGCUUACUUACUAUUUGCAGACUGAACAAUUUAUUGAGAAGCAAACUCUUUAUAUGCUAGAAUGUACAUUUAAAAGAUGACUACUUAUGCAGGGAGAUGCAGGUUCUCUCUAAAUGCAUGAAUGUAUGUAGUGCAUAAGCACUGUAGUAAGAGUAUAUGUGCUCCAGACUACAAUGUCUGAUAAUCACAAACUUCACUAUUCAGUUAUUAAGCACAUUAGUUUUAUAUGCAACCACUGCUUACAUAGUAGACUGUUUUGUUGCCAAUAAUCUUUGAAUUGUUCUUUAAAAGAAACUGAGGUUCAGAUAUACAUAUCAUGGAAAAUCUUACUUGUUACUACAAACAGCUAUUUUAAAGAAGAUGCUAUACUGGGAGAAGGGUGAAGUUGUACUAUAUGGCAUCAUCAAUUCUUCCAUCACAGAUAAACAAUGUUUUCCUAAAAUAACUUCAUUGAAUACUUCAUCACACUAACUUUGGUGUGUGUAUACCUAGAUUGGCAUCAAUGUAAUCCAGUUCAGACCAUUUUUAAUGUGCUACUUAAUGAAAAUGAAUCUGUAUCUCUUUUAGAUGUUCUAAUAUCAGAUAUAUAUUUGAUGCAAAACUUUAAUUUCAGUAAAAUAAAAGCUCUAUACUCAUAAA